AUGAUUAAUGUCCACUCUGCAUCUCUUCGAUUGUUCAAUAAAUCAUCAAUUAUCAUGCCUGCAUCUCCACACCUGCCAGUAGAGAUUGUAGAGCGCAUUAUAGCCUGCUUCCAUGAUGAUAUGCUACGUGCUCCUGCCGAUCCAACAAACAGUGCAGACACUCCCUUCUUACAUCAAACUUCCAUCAAUCGAUUGUUAAGUUUGCGUUUACUCGGUCGGUCUUGGGCAAUUGCAAUACCACCCUUUGUCUGUGCCUCUCUGACAUUGAACGCCAACUUGAUCCAUACCUUCUCAAUUGGAUUCACCUCUACUGUAUCCUCACCUGUAACCCACUUACGUCGCCUGUGCUUGGAUCGGGUCAUGUUCUUUUCAUCUGCAGUGCUCAAUAACUUACAAGACAACUUUCCGCAAGGCAAUCUAAGCCAAGGAAUCAAGUUGCUAGAGUAUCCUUCGUCUGCCGGAGUCGAGCUCACAGCAACAAUUAUCAUCGAUUUAGCGCAAUCUUUCCACGGCCUCUUUGUCCAUACCAUCCCAACCUCUAUUGAAGAUGAUGUUUGUUUGUUAAGACUUCCAAAGCUUAAAGUUAUACGUGCUUUGUACGUUGAUCCUACAGAUCGUCAGCCAACCUUCCUACGGUACCCUAUCUUCGAAACAGUCGAGGUCAUCAUCACCAGCUAUGUCAAUAGUAGAAAUUAUUGGAAGAAGGCCAUGACAGAUGAACGCUCGAUGCUCAGGGAUGCGCCAAAACUUAAACAUGUUGUCUUAGUUACCUGGAACGGUCGAUCUACACAUGACCCUGAGUUGGUAGCCCUGUUCAAAAGCCACAACAUAAAGUGUCAUUUUAGGCCGGAACUAUCACAUGACGAAGUCAUAUAUUUGAACCCACUUCAAACAGAACUUUAUUGA
Melampsora larici-populina 98AG31 is the source of this 906-nucleotide messenger RNA. RefSeq lists its product as uncharacterized. The record is from RefSeq and is a predicted model, not a curated record. NCBI's taxonomy places the organism in Eukaryota, Fungi, Basidiomycota, Pucciniomycetes, Pucciniales, Melampsoraceae. Bases 1 to 906 code for a protein of 301 amino acids. The transcript is spliced from 3 exons.